Molecule: messenger RNA, 7078 nt
Organism: Mugil cephalus (flathead mullet)
Lineage: Eukaryota; Metazoa; Chordata; Actinopteri; Mugiliformes; Mugilidae
Gene: sema6a
Product: sema domain, transmembrane domain (TM), and cytoplasmic domain, (semaphorin) 6A
Exons: 21
Coding region: 689-3775 (1028 amino acids)
Biological process (GO): negative regulation of axon extension involved in axon guidance; semaphorin-plexin signaling pathway; neural crest cell migration
Molecular function (GO): semaphorin receptor binding; chemorepellent activity
Source: RefSeq, a predicted model, not a curated record
UGUGUGUGUGUGUGUAUGUGUAGCGGGCGGGUGACAGCUGGGCUCGCAGCGCUCCGCUCCAGUCUGGUAAGAAGCUUCAUCUCCAAAUAGGAUGACCGUCGGCUUUUGUGGAAGGGACUGCGCUCAGCUCCGUCGCUAGUACUGGGACGCCCGGUUGGUUCGGUCCGUUCAGUUUACCCGAGAGGAGUUUAAGGGGCAAAAAAAAACAAAAAAAAAAAAAACCAAAAACGUCGUUUUCUCCCCUUGUCUCUCGCUCUUUCCCCAGUGUGGAUUUCCGAUGGAUAUUCCGAUCUGAAGAGGUGUGAUUUGAGCGCGGCAUGUAACAAAAAGAAGCGCAUGAGAAAAGUAGCGCUCGUGUUGUUAUUUUGUAAACGGGCACCAUCUGAACUGCUUUCAGAGACGUAUCUCAUGGAUUACUAAAAGGCACAACUGCAUAACCAUUCCGAGGCAUAGCCAUUCAUGAGCUGAAGAUGGCUUAUCUUUGCAGAAGAAAAAUGAAAAAUGAAAUAUGAAGUCUUCUGGGCUGCUGCGCUGAAUUGGUUCCUUCACAAACUGACGAACUGCAGUGAUUACCAAUUAACAUCCUGCGCCGAGAAAGAAACAAAGAUAGUCAGCGAUUACACACACGGCUGAGGCAAAUCUGUAGCAGAGGACCAGCAGCAGCGGCGGCGGCAGCGUUGGUGCGACCAUGAGGUCAGAGGCCUUGUUACUCUACUUCACGCUACUGCAAAUAGCCGGGGCGGGCUUCCCCGAGGACUCCGAGCCGAUUAGCAUCUCACACGGCAACUACACGAAGCAGUAUCCAGCGUUUGUCGGCCACAAACCUGGAAGGAACAACACGCAGCGGCAUAAACUGGACAUCCAGCUCAUCAUGAUCAUGAACAAGACGUUAUACAUCGCUGCCAGAGAUCACAUAUACACGGUGGACACCGACACUGCCAACGGUGACGAGAUCUUUUUCAGCAAGAAAAUGACGUGGAAGUCCAGACAGGGAGACGUGGACACCUGCAGAAUGAAAGGGAAGCAUAAGGAUGAGUGUCACAAUUUCAUCAAAGUCCUCCUGCAGCAAAAUGACGACACCUUGUUUGUGUGCGGAACAAACGCCUUCAACCCCUCCUGUCGAACCUACAAGAUGGACACCCUGGACGCUCUGGGGGAGGAGAUCAGUGGGAUGGCACGCUGUCCGUACGAUGCCAAACACGCCAACGUCGCCCUCUUUGCUGAUGGCAAGCUGUACUCGGCCACCGUAACAGACUUUCUAGCGAUCGAUGCGGUCAUCUAUCGUAGCCUUGGAGACAGCCCGACUCUGCGCACUGUCAAACACGACUCCAAAUGGCUGAAAGAGCCUUACUUUGUUCAGGCAGUUGAUUACGGGGACUUCAUCUAUUUCUUCUUUCGGGAAAUUGCCAUGGAGUACAACACAAUGGGAAAGGUGGUGUUUCCCCGUGUGGCGAGGGUUUGUAAGAACGACCGAGGCGGCUCGCCGCGUGUCCUAGAGAAGCAGUGGACCUCGUUCCUCAAGUCCCGACUCAACUGCUCCAUUCCCGGCGACUCCCACUUCUACUUCAACAUCCUGCAGGCUGUGACAGAUGUCAUUCACAUCAACGGGAGGGAUGUGGUCAUGGCAACCUUCUCCACACCUUACAACAGUAUUCCAGGUUCGGCAGUGUGUGCCUAUGACAUGGCGGACGUGGCCAACACAUUCACGGGGCGUUUCAAAGAGCAGAAAUCCCCAGACUCCACCUGGACGCCAUUUCCUGAAGAGAAGGUUCCCAAGCCAAGGCCGGGCAACUGCGCGGGCACUCCAUCCAUGGAGAGGUACAAGGUAUCCAAUGAGUUCCCCGAUGACACACUCAACUUCAUCAAGAUGCAUCCUCUGAUGGAUGAGGCCGUGCCCUCCAUUGCUAACAGGCCCUGGUUUCUCAAGACCAUGGUUCGAUAUCGCCUGACACGCAUCGUGGUGGACAGUGAGGCGGGGCCGCAUAAGAACCAAACAGUGGUGUUCCUGGGAUCAGAGAAAGGCAUCGUGCUCAAAUUCUUGGCCAAGAUGAACAACGGCUUCCUCAACGACAGCCUGUUCCUAGAGGAGCUUAAUGUCUACAACCCCGACAAGUGCAGUAUAGAUGGCGUGGACGAUAAGCGCAUCAUUGGUAUGCAGAUUGACAGCAAGAGCCACGCGCUGUGGGUCGCUUUCACCUCCUGUGUGGUCAAAGUUCCACUGUCUCGCUGUGAAAGGCAUGGACGGUGUAAAAAGUCAUGUAUAGCCUCCAGAGACCCAUACUGUGGUUGGGUGUCAGAAGGAGCCUGCAGACAGGUGGUUAGCAACACCAAAUCAGCCUUUGAGCAGGACGUGGAGCAUGGUAACACAGAUGGCCUGGGAGACUGCCAGAACACAUUUGUGGCGCUCAAUGACGUCCCUUCCAGUUACGAAGGCCACCAUCACCACCACCAUCACCACACCCUCUCACUACCCACCUCAGCCCUCCCAGAGGCCGCAGAGGGGCCCCUGGGGCGGGGCCGCAUGGUGGAGCGGAAGGAACCCCCCAUGAGUUCAGACAAAGGGGAGGACCCCUACGUGGCCGUGCCCUCUCAGACUCAGCCCGAAGCCAAUGGUGUGAUCCGUGAAAGCUACCAGAAGGGUCGCGACCAGCUUGUUCCUGUGACCCUGUUGGCUAUCGCUGUCAUCCUAGCGUUUGCCAUGGGUGCCAUCUUCUCUGGCAUUAUUGUCUACUGUGUCUGUGACCACCGGCGGAGAGACAUAGACCUGACAGGCCGCAAGGAAAAAGAUAACCACCACCUCCACUCCCGCCGAGGAUCCAUGAAUAGUGUGACCAAGCUGACGGGCCUGUUUGAGACGCAGGCCAAAGAUGGCCGCCCUGAGGCGAUCCUCACCCCUUUGAUGCACAAUGGGAGGCUGACACCAAACGGGAAGAUGCUGAUAAAAGCGGACCAGCACCACCUGGACCUCGCUGCUCUGCCAACCCCUGAAUCCACCCCCAUGCAGCCACGUCGUAAGCCCAGUCGGGGAAGCCGAGAGUGGGAGAGAAACCAGAACCUCAUCAAUGCUUGCACCAAGGACAUGCCCUCCAUGGGCUCCCCUGUGAUCUCUACGGACCUGCCGCUGAGGGCCUCACCGGGGCACAUCCCCAGCGUAGUGGUCCUGCCUCUGCCGCAGCAUCAGCACCAGCUUCAGCCUCAUCUGCAGCAGCAUCAGCAGUCCCACCAGCAUGAAUAUGUGGAGCAGCCCCACCACAGCGACAUGAGCAUGGGCCACGGUGUCAUGGACGACCAGGGGGCCACCCUGGAAUACAAGACAAUGAAGAGCCCAUGUCACAACCUCAACAUGGUGGAUCCAGAUGGGGUGCUGCCACCUCGCGUGCCCCAAAGAGAGGCCUCUCUCACCAUCCCUCCCGCCGUCCCACAGAUGGGCAAACGCCUGGAGGUCCACUCGUCGGUCUACGGGCUCCGGAAAGGAUCAGCGUCCGCUGCUUCCGGAUCCUCCGCCCUCAAGAAGCACAACACCAACUCAUCUAACUCCUCCCAUUUGGCGAGACAUCACAGCUUCAACCGCGUGGAGACUCCACCACCUGCACCUCAGAGGGUGGACUCCAUACAAAUGACAGCACAGGGCAUAUCUCUGUCACGGCAGCCUGGAAUGAGCUCCUAUGGUUCACUGCCUCGAACAGGCAUCAAACAUCUCAAGCCCGACGUCCCUCCCAAACCCUCCGUAGUCUCACUCUCAACAAAAGUCAAGUCCAGUGACUCCGGCACAUAGUCAGCUCGCCAGUCCAAUGUGAACAGACAGCAGUGCAGGGUGUUUUCCUAAAGAGAGAAAAAAAAACAGGGAAUACUGUACAACUUGCAUCUCCUUUUAGUGUUUUUUUCUUUGUUUGUUUUCGGUGUACAAUACAGUGGAAAAUGAAACACGAUUUUUUUUAAGAAAACACUUUCUUUUUAUAUAAAUAUGUAAAUAUCAUACAAUGGUUGUUGUCAGUUGUUGCCGUCAUCGAGCUCACGCUCUGGCUGGCUCCCAGUUCCUCUGUAAACCACGCGUGGGAACAUGUGCUACUGAAAAAGUAGGAGACGAACACUCGUCCUUAAUAUUUCAUCCAUCGACACCCUGUAGCAUUCAAGACUGUGGCCCUCUUGUUUGUGGUGUCGUCGGUCACUCGGACUUGACUGGAUACUUUAUCACGCCGGUAGAAGCACAUAAAAAGACAACGCGGGGGUGUGGAGAUUAAUUGUUGUACAGUACCUUGAGGACUGGAGAAUCUGAGCAAACAAGCACUCGGAGAGUUCGGACUGAAAGAACAGACGGCUGCCUGAGUUAUGUCGGAAACUGUGAAAAGCCUCUCAGUGUUACAGCAAUCAAGUCCCGCCUGGGUUUGACUCGAAGCCGGAGAAAUCUUCUACUGUACUGGUUACUGAAUAACACAUGACUGUUAAUACUAAUAGCUUGUUGUAUUUAUUUUUAUUAAGUGCUUUUGAAAACGAAACAGAUUGACUUUCUAGGCUCGGAGAGAGAGAGUUACAAAGAAGAGAUCUUUUAAUAUUAAUUAAUCAAGUGUGAGAAAAAAAAAAAUAUUUAAAGUCAUUAAACUGGAGCCAGUAGAACUUUCUUGUUGACUAAAGGUCCGCUAGGUCUUACUGUGUACUCGAUGGGACCUGCAGCUUGAGAUACACGUCGCCUCUGUGAUGAGGAGGAGAUAUUUAUUUAAACUGUGCCAGACCAGGACUUUUACCUUUACAGACCAGAAUACCUAUUGAUUUAGACCAAUCAUAACUAAAGACUCCUUGAAUCUCACCCUUUCACUCCUCCAGCGAGCAUCCCCUCCCCUCCCCUCCUCUCCCCCACCCUCCCUCAAUCAGCACUGUGGUUGCGUGUGAGUCAGAAACAUUUGUCCUGACUGGUUUGCUGGGGUACCGGUGCCGUCAAAGAUCACUGAUGCAUGUUGCAUAUGUAAGGGAAGCACCUCUAGCAACAGUGCAGGAAUCUGCGUUCACACAAAAGGAAGCUGUAGGUGAGGCUGCAGGAAAAAACAAAACAAAACAAAACAAAACAAAAAAAAAAAAACAGAGCGAUGCCUCCGUCUCUUCUAGUGGCAUCACACAGAUGAGCAGGCGAGAACAACAAAAAAAAGAAGAAGAAAAACUCUAAAAACAUCUGUAUUGCCUGCUUCUUUAUCCACAUGUAAAUUUGUGCCUUACACCCUAAAGUAGUGACAAUGUUUUCUUUAAUAGCUGUUAACUCUGUCUCCUUGUUGUAUUUUUUAUUUUUUAUUUUUCUUACGUCAUGGUAUUUCCCUGGUUUGAUUAAAAUGCAAUUAAAGAAUGUAGGUGUUAUUGUUGUAAUUCUGGUCCCUAGACAUAACACACUUAACGUCCGGGAGGGAGGAGAGGAAGGAGCAGCCCCUUUCUUCUUCCACUCUUUCCAUCUGGCACCUACACACAAACACACGCACGUAUACACACACGCACACACACACACACACAUCUUUGUGGUUCAUUUCUGAUUGUGCCAUUAAUGCGCUUAAAAGCAACCCUUUAUGUUGUGCUGGCAGUGUCGAUGAAGACGUUGUGAGUGUUUUUGAUUUUCUAUUUUAUACAAUUUAAAAGUCCUGGUAUUUGUUUCUACUUUUUUUUUUUUUUUUUUUUUUUUGCUGUCUGUUUGGUGUGAUGGUCAAUUGACUGAUUAACUGAACAAUUAACAUUUGUUACUUGAGAAGGCCAACGUAUGUGUAUCUUUCCGGUGCACUGCAAUAAUAAUGAUGAUGAUGAUGAUGCAGCGACGACACCGUAGCUAGCGCGAGAUACGCAUAAGAGCACCCAGUGUACCGACGAGGUCCGAGGCUUCUUAUGUGCAACGUAAAACAUUCAUUUGUUAGGCAGCGCAUAAACAGGCUGGUUCCUGUGAAGAAAGUUGACAUUUUAAAACAACAAUAUAAGAAAAGAAAAAAAAAUUGUACGUUACUUAACCCCCUUUUUGUAAGAGAAAACCCAGUUUGAGGAAGUUUAGAGAUAUGUUUUUAUGUCGGCUCACUAACUCUCAUUAUGAAGGCCUUAUGAGUGGCUGAGAGUUUGACUAAUCUGACCUUUUUUGUUUUUUUUACUUUUCCUUUUUACUUGAGGAUUUUUAUUUUGUCACCCCUCACCUAAACACUUAAAUCAGUGGAGCACUCCCUUAGUGUUGUAUGUGUAGAUAGGUAAAAAAAAGUUUUCUUGAUAUCAAGCAAUUUUCCGUUUCUCAAUGGAGGAAAGCCAACUACGUCUCAAUCCACAGCUAAAAUGAGAAGGACAUGUAGGAUCUGUGACCUGAGUAACACGUGUACAGAGACGCUUGCGGGGUUCGGGUUGCAAAUGACGCAGUCGUGAGCGACGGAUUAGUUAAAAGCGUCCCGGUCGAAACCUGAUCUGGGGUCAGUUCUUAGUCGGUUCUCCCAGUAAUUAAUUAAAGCUAUGAUCUCCAUGAUUGCGAGUAACCCACGAUUAGCAUUAGCAUGAAGGCCUCCACAUUUCCAGAACGGUGGACACAAAAGCGCCCUAUUUGCACCCAUUCAGAGCAUUCAUGCAUGAACUGGCACCUACUACAACUGAAGAUUUCUUGUUUUGAAAUCUUCAGUUGCGUUGGAUCCGAGUGUGAACAAGAAACCGGCCUAGGGCAAAAGGUUAAACGUUCGCAUCCUGCCCAGACGAGUUCAUUUAGCUGCGGGUGCAAUUAAGACUCGACAACAUCGCAAAGCGUUUUGACAUCAGAGUGAAGUUUUAAAACGAGACUGGAUUAGGUUUGACUGUGAAGGCUGCUGUGGACAGUGAGGUUCUUUGGUGUGUGCCUUUUUGUCUUUCACCCUUGUUAUAAUACACUGCUGUUAGAUGCAGAUCUCUCAACUCUCUUCUCAACUUCUCAAACUUUUGAACUUUGUAAGCUUGUAAGAUAUUGUGACGUCACAAAGUUUUUUGCCCUACUCUCUCUCCACUUCCUUAACAUCUGAUUCACAGCUUAAUGUAUGUUGUAAAGAAAAAAAAACUCUUUAAUUUAAUGCAAAAUGUAAUAAAAAAAAAAAAUGAAAAUAAAAUUCUU